AUGGCUUCCCAAACUGGUGAAGGAGGUGCAGAAAACGAUGCUAGUAGGCGCACCAUGGCAGAUUAUGCAAUAGUUGUUGGCCCUCAUCAUUUUAACAGCAUUGCAAAGCCAAUGGUCAAUGCUGCAAACAUGAAGAUGAAUCCUGCUUUGAUCCACCUUGUGAAAAGCAACCAAUUCAAUGGACUGUGUCAUGAAAGUCCAUAUGAGCACCUGACCACCUUCAAUGAGAUAUGCAACACGGUGAAAAUAAAUGGGGUACCAGAUGAGGCUAUAAAAAUGAGCCUAUUCCCCUUUUCUCUUGGAGGUGAUGCUAAAGUAUGGUUGAACUUUUUUCCUGAGAACCAUUUCACUAGAUGGGAAGAUGUGGUUACAAAGUUCCUCAACAAAUACUUCCCACAAUCAAAGAUCAACAAAGGGAAGCAGGAGAUCUCUUCUUUUAGGCAAGGCAUGGAGGAAACUUUGGGACAGGCAAGGGAUAGAUACAAAAGCCUGCUGAGAAAGACACCUACCCAUGGUUUUGAUGAAGGAACAGUAGUAAUUCUUUUCCUUGGGGGUCUUGGGUCACAAACUAAAUUGUUGUUGGAUGCCUCAGCUGGAGGCAAUAUGAAAUUCAAGACCCCUAAUGAAGCCUAUGAAUUAAUUGAGAGCAUGGCUACCAAUGACAAUGAGAUACACAAUGAAAGAGGAACUUUAUCCCAACCUAAAGGAGUUUUCCAACUACAGCCUUAUGAUGCCUUGCUUGCCCAAAAUAAGAUCAUCACUCAACAAUUGGAGAUCCUGACGAAGAAGGUGAUGCAGCCACAAAAGGAACCUCAAAGUGUGGCACAAGUUCAGCAGCAACUUUGUGAACUAUGUGGUGACCAUAUUAAUGGUCAAUGUGCAGUACCGGAGAAUCUUAAUAAGGAAGUCAACUACAUGGGUAACCAGUUCCGCCCCAAUAAUUAUAACCAGGGGUGGAAAUCUCACCCAAGCAAUGGACAGGGUCAAUUUGGGCAAACUAAUGGACAAUUCAAUAGGCCCCCACAACAGCAGCAACAGUGGCAGCAACAACCCUCCAUGUCUGACAGAACCACAAGGCUUGAAGAGACUCUCCAACAGUUCAUGCAGGCAACUUUGUCCACACAGAAAAUCAUAGACGUUGAUAUCAAGAGCUUGGAGAUACAGAUUGGCCAAAUAGCCCAACACCUGAAAGAGAUGUCUUUUAAAGAUUUUGGGGCUAAUACUGAAGUUAACCCCAAAGAGGAAUGUAAGGCUAUUACAAAUGGAUCCCCCAAAAGACCCUAUGGUGUGGUAGAAGAUGUGAUGGUGCAAAUCAAUAACUUGAGAUUCCUGGUGGACUUUGUGGUAUUAGAGAUGGAGGAAAAUGCAGAGAUCCCUAUGAUUCUUGGAAGGCCGUUCAUGAAGGCAACCAAAGUAAUCAUCAAUGUUGAUGAGGGCACCAUAGCUCUCAAGGACCAAGAAGAGGAGGUAAAUGAAGAGGAAAAAGAUAACAAAGGAGUAGAUGUUCACCAAUAUCCUCUAAAAGAGCAUGAAGGACUAAGACUAGGCUUACCUGUACAGUUCAACAAAAAGCUCUGGGUUGUGAAAAAACUCAAAACUGAUGGGCUGAUAGAGAUUGAAUCUCCUACUUCUAGGAGAACCAAGAAGAUGAACAGGAAGAUGUUGAAGACCAAUUUGUGCGCCCAAGGAAAGAGUGACACCAAAAUAAAAGAUGUGACAUGA
Vigna radiata var. radiata (mung bean) is the source of this 1722-nucleotide messenger RNA. RefSeq lists its product as uncharacterized. The coding region runs from base 1 to 1722 and encodes 573 amino acids. The record is from RefSeq and is a predicted model, not a curated record. The transcript is spliced from 3 exons. NCBI's taxonomy places the organism in Eukaryota, Viridiplantae, Streptophyta, Magnoliopsida, Fabales, Fabaceae.